Molecule: messenger RNA, 2187 nt
Organism: Kwoniella mangroviensis CBS 8507
Lineage: Eukaryota; Fungi; Basidiomycota; Tremellomycetes; Tremellales; Cryptococcaceae
Exons: 8
Coding region: 1-2187 (728 amino acids)
Biological process (GO): post-translational protein targeting to endoplasmic reticulum membrane; SRP-dependent cotranslational protein targeting to membrane
Cellular component (GO): Sec62/Sec63 complex
Molecular function (GO): transmembrane protein transporter activity; RNA binding
Source: RefSeq, a predicted model, not a curated record
AUGGCGCCGGGGAUAUCAUACGAUGAAUCAGGUUCUUUGGCGAGUUACUUCGGUGUCACUUUCCUGGCCAUCGUGUUGAUACCUUGGACAUUGAGCGCUACGAGGACAAAAGAGAAGGAAACGCUCAAACCCCUCUGCCCAUGUCCAUCAUGCCGAAAUUCCCCUCGUCGUAUUCACUCAAUAAAAUCGACCAAACGUAAACGUCGUUUCCUCAAAAAGGCCAUCCCGCUAGCGAUUGGAUGGCUAUUAUUCGCAUAUUUGUGUUAUUCAUUAUCGCAAGCACCUAGAUUAGAAGGUGAAACGGUCUAUAACCCAUUUGAGAUUUUGGGAUUGAGCGAUAAGUCGAGUGAGAAGCAGAUUAAGAAACAUUACAAGAAAUUGAGUUUGCAAUUCCACCCAGAUAAAAUUAAACUCGCCGAAAACCAGACCAAGGAAGAUGCCGAGCAGAAAUUCGUGGAACUUACUAAAGCCUACAAAUCGUUGACUGACGAAGUAACGAGAGAAAACUUGGCCAAAUACGGUAAUCCGGAUGGCCCCCAACAACGUGAAGACAAAAUAGCUAUCCCCCAAUGGGUCGUAGAGGGUAAGAACAGUAUUUGGGUUUUGGGUGCUUAUGGAUUGGUCUUGGGAGGUGGUAUACCUUGGGUUGUUGGUCGAUGGUGGUUCGCCCAAAGGAAACUCACAAGAGAUGGAAUCCUAAAUCCCACAGCCGAAAUAUUCUUCCAUCAACUUCGUGAAGAUACAGAUUUCUUUUCUCUCAUCUCUCUAUUGGCGUCUGCUCUUGAAUUUACUGCGGUAUUAGGAGGUUCCAAGAAAAGAGGAAGUAAGAAGGAACGUAAAGAGAGACAAUCAAAGAUUGAUGAGUUGGAGAAAAUACUGGAUCAAAGAAAGAUCGAAAUGGGAAUAGAAGAGAACCCUUUGAUGAAGAAGGAGAAUAGAGUUGUUGUGACCACUGCUGUGGCUAAACGAGCCCGAGCUUUGCUCUGGGCGCAUCUGUUGAGAAUUGAUUUGAACGAUCAUCAGCUUGAAUCCGAAAAACUCGCUGUGCUUCGAGUCACUCCACCUCUUCUCAGUGCACUUCUCAAUAUCUCCCUUUCCCACAACUGGCUCACGACGUCGCUACUCUGUAUCAAACUUCAACCUGCUCUGGUCCAAGCUCUUCCAAUCGACGUAUCACCCUUGGCUCAAUUGCCAGGCGUCACUCCUGAGAAGGGCACUGAACUACAGAUCAUCAACAAAGCUGAAGGUGUCAGAUGGCUCGAGAAGUGGAUGAAGACGGAGAAGAAGGAUGUCAGUCCAGAGACUUUGGACGUAGCUAAAUAUUGGCCCAGACUGGAAGUUGUAGAUGCUGUUUUCAAAGUCGGCGACGAGAGCCUGGUAACGCCCAGCUCAAUCGUGGAACUUACCUUCAACUGUCGUUAUGUCUACCCUACCACACCGCUAUCUCUUUUAUCCAAAUCCAAGCCUCUACUACCCAAUGGCGAUAUCAAGGAGAAAGAGGAGGGUGGAGCUGCUGAUUCGGUUGCUGAUGUUGAAGAAUCAGUAACCAAGGUGGAGGAAGAGAAGGAGAAACCUACUCCUACUGAUGUAAAAGAAAAGAUCGUUGAGAAGGUACAGGAGAAAUCGGAGAUUGAAGGAGAGACAAAGAAGAAAGUGGAUGUACCACCUAAUGGAUUUGCUCAUGCUCCUUAUUGGCCCCAGCUUCGAAAACCUCAUUUCUACGUAUUGUUAGGUGAUUCCAAACUUAGUAAAGUCAUCGUUCCACCUAUCAAAAUCACCGAUAUCCCCUUCCCUAAACCCGAUGGAACACCUUCAGAACCAAAGGAAUACAAAUUACAGUUCCAAGCUCCGCCCGCAUCGAACCUGUAUUCCUUCGUGGCCCAUUGGAGGAGUGAUACGUUCUUAGGUGGGGAUGUACAAGUACCAAUCAUGUUGAAAGUUGAAGAUGCACCCGAAGUGACGGAAUCCCUAGAAGAAGAUUUCGAUGAUGAUAUAUCUGAACCUGAUGAAGAUACGUUGGCGGGUCAAAUGGCAAUGAUGAGAGGUGAAAAAGUGAAACCUUCAGGUGUACAUCAACAAGAUGAUGAUUCUGAAGAGGAGGAAGAGGAAGAUAGUUCGAGCGAUGAAGAAGGACCUAAGAAGAGGGUUAGAGCUUAUAAUGAAGAUAGUGAUACUGAUAGUGAUUAG